Molecule: messenger RNA, 1524 nt
Organism: Meyerozyma guilliermondii ATCC 6260
Lineage: Eukaryota; Fungi; Ascomycota; Pichiomycetes; Serinales; Debaryomycetaceae
Gene: CPH1
Product: homeodomain family transcription factor
Exons: 1
Coding region: 1-1524 (507 amino acids)
Biological process (GO): sexual reproduction; regulation of DNA-templated transcription; regulation of pseudohyphal growth
Cellular component (GO): Tec1p-Ste12p-Dig1p complex; Ste12p-Dig1p-Dig2p complex; nucleus
Molecular function (GO): DNA-binding transcription factor activity
Source: RefSeq, a predicted model, not a curated record
AUGUCGCAGAUUGUGAAGGCCGAGAGCCGAGAACCCAGUCAUUUGUCGGAUGAAGUUAGAGAAUCUUUGAGGUUGAUCGAGGAUCUCAAGUUCUUUUUAGCUACGGCACCGGCAAAUUGGCAAGAAAACCAGGUUAUACGUCGAUAUUAUCUCAAUUCGGAUGAGGGUUUCGUUAGCUGUGUUUUUUGGAAUAAUCUCUAUUUCAUUACGGGAACUGAUAUAGUACGAUGUAUUGUGUACAAGUUUACACAUUUCGGGCGUCGAAUUAUAGACAGAAAAAAGUUUGAAGAGGGUAUAUUUUCCGAUCUCCGUAACCUCAAGCGAGAUUCCGAUGCUGUUCUCGAAGCUCCCAGAUCGGAGUUUUUGAAGUUCCUUUACAAAAAUUCGUGUUUACGAACCCAAAAAAAGCAAAAGGUUUUCUUCUGGUUCAACGUUCCUCACGACAAGUUGAUGGCUGAUGCGUUGGAACGGGAUCUCAAAAAGGAAAAAAUGGGCCAAAAGCCUACUACGAUUGCAGAGAGGGACCCGGCAACUUCAUUCACAUAUAACGAGUCAAUGCUGUUGGAAGUGAUGUUGAGUCGCCAAAUGACGGACGAUGUGGCUGCCAAUGAUGUUGGGGCCUCCAAAGACGACGAAGAACCAGAAUACAAAUCGUCUGCCGCAGCGAUUCGAGACGAAUCCAAUGAUCCCCACCUCUCAAUGGCCGACUAUAUUAAUGAAGAAACACGAAAUUCAGACGAGGACGAUUUUCCUCUCGAUUACUUCCCGGCAGAGACUUAUUCUGCCAGAGUCCCAACUGCUGACUAUAUUCCACUAGACAAAGUACAACCAGGAUACUCAGUCGCAUUCGACGAUAUGGUUCGAUCUUAUAAUUUUUCAAUGCCUCAGGCUAAUCCUCGAAAUGGCAGUCCGCUCGUAAACAAAGAUGAAUACUUGAUCGAGCAAAUGCAACCCAUAAAACCAAACUCCAAAAUUUAUCAGGUGGAAUCUCAACCAACUCCCAAGCAGGUGGUAUACGGCGCACCAGUCGCAGCUCCUCCGACUGAAAUGGACGAUUCUUAUGGCUAUCCUAUCCAACCACCACCCUCUGCAUUCCAACCACAUUUUUACGACCCAGUCAAUGCCAUGCAAUAUCAACCGUAUAUGGUUCCCUUCCCAGAAUCGUACGUCUACAAUCCAUACGUCGAAGCGGAACCUUGGUCCAUGCCUUAUCCUCAUGCUCCUUUUGUGGGCCUGCCCAUGUACAAAGAACCAUCUCAUGAUCAUAUGUUUCAGACUAUGUAUGAACCUCCACCCAUGAUUGCUAUGCAUCCAGGAUACCACCAGGUUUCUGAAAAGCAACAAGUUGCUAGCACUUCGAUGAUGAGAAAGAAAAGAGAGUUACUUAGAAAUAAAGGUGGUAUACGAAAGCCUCAGACGGCACCCAAAGUGAGAUUUUUCACUGCAAACGCCGACUCUCCAAAGGUUUUAGAUUCAGAUCAAUUCAUACCAACCCCAGAAUCUUCAAUACCGAACACAGGAUAA